UCGAAGCUAGCGUUAGCUUAGCGAACCGAGAGCGAGUUCCUGUUUAAUCCGCAAACACCGAAAUGAACCUGGACGUAAACAAAGCAGCGUCUCGGGCCGAGACGAUCGAAUCCCUGCUUUUCAAUCCAACACGAGCUCCCAGCUGGGGAACUGUCGCGUUGUUAGCCAACGUUGCGGCAUCGGCAUCAACAAGCUAACUCCGUGUUGUUCAGCUCGUGUCAGUGUCUUAUUUACCCUGUCGCAGCUUAUUGCUUACACAUGUCCGCUGUGUUAUUCAAAGAAAGGUUGUCUGUGUGUUUAGUGCUUGUUCUUUCUGCAGGAGUCCAUGUGUUCAUGUGAGCCCUCAGAGAGCCCCUUCAUGUUUGGGGCCCCUGUGUUUACAAACGUGGGUGUGUAAGCUGCUGCUUCUCCAACUGUGAUUCUGGGUCUUCGCCGAGAGUCUGGCGUCAUUGCACAUGUUGCUCCGGGUCGUGUGUCGUUGCGGGAGGUGGAAACGUGAGUUGUGCAGCAGCGUUUGUUGUGUCGGAGUAGAGACGGCGUCGUCGUGCUUUUGUGCAAAGGUCGGUUCGAGGAGCAAUGGUUCGGUUGUGCGCAUUCCCGAGCUGUGGCAAUAAGAUGUCGAGCCACAGUGCGCGCAGCUUCCACCGGUUGCCGUUGUCCGACGCGGAGACGCUGAAGUCGUGGCUGGUGGCGCUGGAGAUGGACGUGAACACUCCGGUGGAGGCGCUGCGCUUCGCUGACCACCGGGUCUGCAGUGACCAUUUUGGCUGCGAUGACUACAGCGAACCGAAGAGGAAAAGAAAAGCUCCACCAAAGCAUGUUUUCCUCAAGAGAAACGCAGUCCCGAGAGUGGGGAGACCUGCCGCAGACAGAGUGGAGGUGAAGGAGGAGACAGAGGUUUCAGACCCUGAGCGUGUUCACGGAUCUUCUCCAAGACAAUCUGAACAUGGAGAAGUGGUCUACACUGUCUCUUCUGAUAAAGGAUGGAAAAAAGAGGAGGCUGUGAUCUCUUCUCCUGCAUCUGUAUCUCCUCCAAAUCCAUCCGCUCCACAGUCGUCUUUCUCUGCAAACCAGACUAUCAGAACAGCUUCGGAUCAAUGUGGAGAGCCAGGUAACUCCUCAGAGUCUGGAACGGAGAGUACUGGGGUGAAAACCGAGGAAGGGUUUGAGAUAAAUGAACAAAAUGUUGUUGUAAAGGACGACAGCUACGAGGAAGAUGCUGCAGAUGUGAAAGAAGACACCGCUAUGGAAACAACGUCAGAUUUCAAGGAGGAGAUAACAAAAGAUGAGGACCCAGAUGUUGACUCUAAGGAGGACAUUGACACGCAGCAGGAAAAUAAACUAAGGGCUCCAACAGCCGAUGACCUCGACGAGAUGAUGGACAUCGGUACGGUGGAUCAGGUGGAACAAGAAGCUCAGAUGAAAGUGGAGGAGCAACAGGAUAGUCCAGCGGAUGUGGGAAACCCUUGCUCACCUGGAACUUCAUCUGAAGCGACAAAGGACGAGGAAACCGAUGUGAAACCCACCAUAUUGACGCCACCUCCAGCCGGGUACCAAGCGGAGGACGUAAAAGUGGCUCUAGAUCAGAUCCAGUCCAGCUCGUCUCCAUCGUCUACAACCACGGCCAAUGAAGGAAGAGAGAGCUCAUCACCAAAGGCUGUGAUGAAUGGGAUAAAAGUAUUUAACCCACAACUACCAAGGAUAGACCCUGAGAGAUCACAGGCAGAUCAGUCGUCUCCUUCACCGCCUCUGGUCAAAGUGAAGGAUGAGCCCAUAGAUGAGGAGUAUGACCAGGCUCUGAUAUCUUCUUCAUUCACUGCGAGUGUGAAGGAUGAGCCGAACACUGCCAAGGAGGACUUGAGGAUCGGUUCCGUCUUCUCAGUGAGUCCAGCUGCUGAAACACAGACGCUACCCACGGCCCAACCGUCGUCUUCGCACAUGUUGUGUUUCAACUGCAAGAAGAGCCUGAUUAAGGGACAGACGGCGUUCCAGAGGAAGGGCUCCUCGUCUCUGUUCUGCUCCACCGCCUGCCUCACCACAUCGCUACCCGCUGUCAAAGGAGCCACUAAGAUCUGCUACAACUGCCAAAAGGUGAUAAUCCGACCUCAGGAUGUCAUCCUGGCCCCAGAUGCUAAAGGAGUCAUGAAGGAAUUCUGCAGCCAAAACUGUUUGACCUCCUUCAACUACAAGAAAAACCCCUCCAGCUUCAGGAAACCCGAAUUCGCCAAAGCAACACCACAACCAGUCGGACCGCAGUCGCUCUGCAGCAUGUGCACCAGAUACUGCAUCAGCAAACACGAGGUGAUCCUGAGCGGUGCUGUCCACAAGAUCUGCAGUGACGCCUGCUUUAACCGAUUCCGUUCAGUAAACAACCUGUCCAUGGCCGGCUGUGCCAACUGUGGCUCCUUCUGCCACAGCAAACCGCUCAUGCUGAAGAUGGAGGACGGCAACAAAACUCUGUGCGACUCCGAAUGUCUGGCUAAGUACAAAGAGAAAACCAAGAUAUCUCAGCCUUGCAUGAUGUGUCAAACUAACCGUUUGCUGGCAGAGACGAUCGACAACAAAAACGACGACGACUCUGUGAACCUCUUCUGUAGCAGCAGCUGUGUGAUGGCAUUCAAGGUUCAAACUGUCAGUGCUUCAGGCGCUCGGUUGAAUUGCGAUAGCUGUGGGAAAAACUCUGUACCGGCUUAUCACCUCGCCAUGUCAGACACUACCAUCAGGAACUUCUGCAGGCUACAGUGUGUUAUGGCUUUUCAGGAUAAGUUCAAGAAGUCCCAGAAACAUGUGAAUGUUUUCACCAAGUUGCCAGUUGAAUCCACGCAAAUCCAGCCGGUGACUCCUCCCCAACCUCAGCAGUUCUUCUCCAAUGUGCCGCCGAAGCUGGACUGUGCCCAGUGCGCCCGCAACAUCACGUUCAAACCCGAGCUCAUCCAGAUCAAGGACAAGCUGGUUUUUCUGUGUAGCGUGGACUGUUCUCAGGAAUUCAAGAGGGUCAACUACGUGACGAGCCUGUGUGAAUACUGUAAAAUCGCAAAGAUCACCAGAGACGCCAAAAGAAUAAACAACAAAGACUGCUACUUCUGCAGCGACGGUUGUAAGCUCCUCUUCAGACACGACCUGAGUAAAAACUGGGGGAAACACUGUAACUCGUGCGUCUACUGCCACUGUGUCUCAAAGAAGCUGGUGACGGCUCAGUACGGAGGCUCGACAGAGGAGUUCUGCUCUGAGGAGUGCAGGUUCAAAUACACCAUGCUCUUCUGUCACGUUGCUAAGUGUGACAACUGUGGGUGCAAAGGGAAACUGAAGCAGAGUCUUCCUUUGCUGGGGGAGGUCAAACACUUCUGUGAUCAGACCUGCCUGCUGAAGUUCUGCAGUCAUAAGGUGGCGACACAGGGCGAGGUCUUGAAAGAAACAGGUGAGGCCACGCCCGUCAUCGCCAACGUCAUCUCACUUGCAGACCCUCAAACAGCAAAACCUGAGGAUUCUGACGGAACUGCAACUCAACAAAGCACAGUCUCACAGACUCAAUCAAAGAACUCUGGACAUAUCAGCGUCCAGACUGAAGCGGUGAAACCUCCUCCUCCUCCUCCUGCUGCUGCUGCUGCCCCGAAAAUCCUGAAGAACAAGGCUCUGCUCUGUCGUCCACUGGUGCAGAAUAAAGGAGUUUCCUGUAAAACACAGACGGCCGAUGUUGAAUCCCAGACAGACGUUGCUUUCCCAAAAGUGAUGAUCCUGCCCGUCCCAGUGCCCGUGUUUGUCCCCGUACCCAUGAACAUGUACAGCCAGUAUACUCCCACACCUGUGGGCCUGCCGCUACCGCUGCCCGUGCCCAUGUUCCUUCCUGUGACAGUGGACAGCGCAGAACGCAUCAUAGAGACCAUCCAGGAGAUCAAGGAAAAGAUCCCGUCCGAUCCUUUCGAGGCCGAGCUCAUCCUCAUGGCUGAGAUGGUGGCGGAACAAGAUGAGAACAACAAACCUGAGCGACCGAAGGCGAAAGUGGUGGAGAAGAGGACGGAGAGACAGGAGGCCCCUGAGGACCACGCCAGUAACUUCAGUGACGAUUUGGAUACAGACGACUUGACGAGUUUCCUCAACAACUGGGAGGACGCCUCCUCCGACACGGGCCUCCGGUCGCCGAGUCGAUCGUUCACGCAGGAGAAGCUCAACUCGAUCAUAGAUGUUCCUGCGGCGAUGCCCAGCGAGCCUUACUCCGAGCCCCCGCCUCCAGCUCCGCCUCCCAUGGACGUCGAAGCCGACUUCACUAUCGAAACACUGGAGAGGUUGUCCCGGCUUCGAGAGAAGGGCCCUCCCGCUCCCAGCCCCCCGCCUGCAACGGCACGACGACGACGACAAGGUCAAAGGAAAGCCCGAGAUAAAAGGGGUCGUAAGUCGCAGCGGUCUAAGGCAGCUGCAGCGGCGUCUCAAAGAGGCUCUUCCAACAAGGACGUGUCUUCAGAAUUGCCGAAACUGAAUAGCGAGUACGGACUUGACGCCUGGAAGCGAUGGAUCCAGUGGAGACAGACUCAGCCCAACGUAGAGAAACCACGCAUCGGCUCUCGUCCCAUCGAGUUGAAGGAGGAUCUUCUGCGAUGCACCACAGCUGAGCUGAGCUAUGGACUCUGCUGCUUCAUCACUGAGGUGAAACGACCAAACGGAGAACCGUACUCACCCGACAGCAUCUUCUACCUCUGCCUCGGGAUCCAACAGUACCUGUUUGAGAACAGUCGAGUGGAGAAUAUAUUCAUGGAUCGCUUCUACAACAAGUUCUCCACUGAGUUCACGACUAUGCUGAGAACUUUCAAACCUCCAGUCACAGCCAGUGGUUAUGUCCAUUCCCGUGUGGAGGAGGAGUAUCUUUGGGACUGUAAACAGUUGGGGGCGUACUCCCCCAUCGUCCUCCUCAACACCCUGCUCUUCUUCUGCUGCAAGUACUUUGGCUUCACCACCGUGGAGCAGCACCGCCAGCUGUCCUUUGCCCACGUCAUGCGCUGCACCAAAACCAACCUGAACAACACCAAAACCAUUUUCCUGCGCUUCUACCCGCCCAUAUCCAUAAACGAAGCAGAGACAGAUCCAGAGGUUCCAUCUAAGAAGCGAAAGGAGGACGAGGCUAAAGAGGAAAUCCUGGAGAUGGUGGAGAACACGGAGAACCCGCUCCGCUGUCCGGUUCGACUCUACGAGUUCUACCUCUCCAAGUGCUCGGAGUCAGUCAAGCAGCGCACCAACCUGUUCUACCUUCUCCCGGAGCGCUGCUGCGUCCCCAACAGCCCCCUGUGGUUCUCCUCCUCGGCUCUGGAUGACACCACCAUGGAGGCGAUGCUCACCCGCAUCCUCACCGUCAGAGAGCUGCAUCUCAACAAGAGCAAAGAGGGAGAGGCUGAAAAGAACACACCCACCGAUCCACCGUUUAUACCUGAAGAGGAGGAGGAAGGGGACUCAGAGUGACAGAGACAGAUGUGACCUUUUAUUGGUGUAGAGAUUUGUGGUGUAAAUGGUUGUAGAUUUAACUGAAAUGUUCAUUUAAUCAUGUCCCAUAAACACAAAUGGACAAUUCACACAACUACAAUGUGCUGAACAGCAAAGAAAUUCAUCCAGUCAAACUUCAUGAACAGGAAGAUAUUCAAACACAUUGUGUUUGUGUAGCUGGGACUUGGAAGCUGAACUGAACUCAGCUCGACAUUCAGACUGAUUAUAACUGUUCAGCAGGACACAGCUGAACUCCUGUGUGUCUGCUAAAUGGUUGCGUCUCAUCAUUAUGCUACUUUCCUUCCAACACGUGUCAUCGUCCUUUAGAUUCCUUUACAAAUUGGACUGAAGUGUUUUCAGUAAAACAAUUAUUUCUUCUGAGAGAGAAAAGAGAGAAAAACGUUUCGAUUUUUCUUGUUGUUGGUCGUAAACAUCCGCAGCAGGAGACAAACCCUCUGAUGUUGAUCACCAACGUUCGUUUUGUGCAGAAGCCCAUAGGACGGUUUGAUUUUUCAAUCAUGAAUGCGGUGAUUCGUUGCAUAUUACACUACUGUGCAUAGCAGUUAUACCAGAGUUGUUCCUGGUAAUUCAGAAAAUUGCGAGUGUAUUGUUUUGCUUUGUAACAUCUCAUGGUUUGAUUUUCGGGACGCCUCUGCAACCUCCCAUUGUUCAUAUCUGUGUUCAUCAGGUAAUUUUAUUUUGAAAGGUUUGCUCAUCUGAUUGUGAAAUAACAAAGAUUAGUUGACUAAACACAAAAUUUUUUUUUGUUUUGAGCUCAUGUUGUGUUAUCUCAUCCGAAGCAAUCUCUUGAGACAUUCACUCUUUGCAUCAGCCCGCAAAAUGUAAAAAUAAACAAACACUGUCCCUUCAUGUAUAUCUUGGUUAUAUUAACCCCCACUCUGAAGAGUAUGACUACCAAGGUUCUCUUUAGUCUUUUCUAUUGUAUGUUCUUU
Paralichthys olivaceus (Japanese flounder) is the source of this 6422-nucleotide messenger RNA. It is a transcript of the gene zmym4.1, whose product is annotated as zinc finger MYM-type containing 4, tandem duplicate 1. Lineage: Eukaryota; Metazoa; Chordata; Actinopteri; Pleuronectiformes; Paralichthyidae. The record is from RefSeq and is a predicted model, not a curated record.